AGGAUUUGUUCGGGUGUGGCAUUGUAAUGUGAGAGACUCGCAAUGGCGUUCGACCUCAGGUCCCUACAAGUGAUCCCUGCUCGCCCAAGCCAGUCGUUAGUACUUCGGAGAGAUCCACAUUGCUGUACGCCGUUUACCUGA
This is a messenger RNA of Geodia barretti, 141 nucleotides long. NCBI's taxonomy places the organism in Eukaryota, Metazoa, Porifera, Demospongiae, Tetractinellida, Geodiidae. The record is from the annotation of a GenBank genome assembly.